Papaver somniferum (opium poppy) is the source of this 1138-nucleotide messenger RNA. RefSeq lists its product as uncharacterized. The record is from RefSeq and is a predicted model, not a curated record. The transcript has 8 exons. Bases 780 to 1061 code for a protein of 93 amino acids. Lineage: Eukaryota; Viridiplantae; Streptophyta; Magnoliopsida; Ranunculales; Papaveraceae.
CGUCUGUUCUCCUCUCUAACUCUGCCUCUACUCCAAAACCCUAUCUUCGUAACAAAAUUUCCAAAUCGAAGUCUAAUUAACAUGAACUACAAGUAUGUAAAGCAUUGAUGACAUACAUGGCAUUGGAUCUGAACUUUGGGCGUUAUCAAGAACUUAAACUCACUGAUUGAAGAAAAAUCUAGGAUUUCACCAUGUAAAGGGCUUAAAGAUGGGUUUCCAUUUUAGGUUAUUUCUAAUUCCUCAACAACUCAAAGCAUCGCCUUCAAGGAAUUGGUAUUUUCUGAUGUUCUCUUGUGGGGAAUUUGGGGGAAAAUUUCUUGUGGGGUAUCAAUUGAUGGCCGGUGUAGUUGAACAAAGGAUUCUACAGCCCAUGCAACACCAACACAAGCUUUUACUUUGUGCUCUGCACUUUGUUGUUCGUACCGGCAGCACCUUUGCGGGAUCAUUAUUGUAAUGUUGGUGUCAGCUGUUUCUGGCAUUGGAGGAUGGUUUGCUAUCUACAUCUCUAAGGUUUUUAUAUCAUCUCAAGUCAGUGUUAUAUGAUUGUUAUUUAUCACAGGGAGUUGUGUCACUUGGCAUUGGAAUGGUGUGCUCAGGUUAUGGCUUGGGACUUCUCUCUUUCGUGAUGCGUUAUUGUCAUGGAUAGUUGGGUUAUGUCACUGUAGUCUUUUAGUUUUAACCCAUUAAUCUGUGAUGAAGUAGUGCCAUGAAUGAUAAGAACUUAAUUUUUAAAUUAGGUUGGUGUUGGUUGGUAUUGUUUCAACAUUUUGGAGGAAUAAAUGGCGUCUCGUUCCACAUAUUCGUGUUUGCAGGAUUUACUUUUGUCUGUCAUCCUAGCUGUUGUAACGACAUUUGUUGAUGGAACUGUAGUAAAGUGUAUCCUGGUGAAACAUAUAAGUGCGGGCAGAAAUGGAGCUGCUCCAGCAGUUAUGAGCCUAAAGAGGUUAUUCUGCAAGUUAUGGGGAAGCAACAAGAACACCAACAUCCUACCAACAACAAUUCAGUACCAUAAGGAGUUUGUGCAGGAACGAAAACUUCUUGAGUAUCUAUUGUUGCUUUAAUUUUGAGGAGCAAGCACUUUUUUUUUUUGAACAACUAAAAGCCUGUAAUUUGUGCAUAGCUUCUUCAAUGUAAUCUC